UUAAAAAAAAAAAAACACAGGAAAGUCUACUUAAUCUCUGGAAUUUAAUGAACGAAAUCAGUCUGUGUUUGAACUUACUAAGAAAAUGAAACGGCAUUUAAUCAGUUUCAUAUUAAUUUUUCUAAUCGUGGGAGUAUUCAAGAGUGCAAUAGGGCUCAAAUGGAUUCCCAUAAGAAUGGACGAUAAAAUACCAAAAAAUGCAAUUUCAAUUGAUGAUUCUCACACGAAAUGGGUUGGAAGAUCUAAUAUGGUUGGACAAGAAAUUUAUCCAGCUCAAAUAUAUAACCAUGGAGCAGCAGCUUAUAAGCCAUACCAAGAAGAGACUCUUUUAAACAAACAUUCAGAGAUACUAACAAUUUCUGAAUCCGACAAUUGUAAAUGGAAACCUUAUUAUUAUAGUGAAAACUAUCAAAAUAUUGAUCAAAAUGUUGUACGCGCUGGUGUCGAUUCAAAUGGCGAUCCAGUAUUUAUCGGCAGAACUUAUGUUCGGGAUAAUGAUAAAUCUAUUAGCUCAAUUUAUUUGCCAAAUAAAAAAUAUACACAACGUUGGGCUUAUGUUGAUCCCGACGACCAUCCAUUUGAACAGUGGCAAUACUUGAGCUGCGAUACUAAUAUUAAGUGGGUUGAUUCUUUACCAACUAAUCCUCCAGAGAAUGCAGUAAGUGGUGGUGAAUCUGUUGAUGGAUAUGAUAUUUAUGUUGCUAGAUGGAAACCAGCUGGAAGCAAUAAUUUUAUUACUGGUUAUGUGAUACCUAAAAAGGGUGCAGCAGUUUUUGGUAGCAUUGCACAGGAAAAUAGCGAUUCUGACGAAUAUGAUAAUGGAUCUCAAGAUUCUGAUUCUGAUGUUUUUCAAAUUCUAACUGGAGAAUCGGGAGAGUACGAUUGGGUGACAGUUGGAAAUGGAAUAGUUCCCGAUUAUGCUGUUGUAAAUGGAAGACAUAAUUUAGAACUAUUGUAUGUGGCACGAAUUAACAAAUCGAUACGACAAAUCACACAAACUGAGGCACGAGAACAAAAAUCUCCAUUCGAUAUUUUGGUUAAGAAUGAAAUUUAAUUAAAUAUAUACUAUACAUAAUAUAUAUAUUUUUAAAGCUUUGUUUUUUCUUGUUAAUUUUGAAAUAAAAUAAUAAAUACUUAUUUCUUUCAUUUUA
Molecule: messenger RNA, 1151 nt
Organism: Episyrphus balteatus (marmalade hoverfly)
Lineage: Eukaryota; Metazoa; Arthropoda; Insecta; Diptera; Syrphidae
Exons: 2
Coding region: 86-1054 (322 amino acids)
Source: RefSeq, a predicted model, not a curated record